ACGACAACUCCACCUAGAUUGGCGUGCCUAUCCCUUUAUCUUGAUCGCUUCAUAUCUAUCUUCCCAUUGCUUCUUUCACUUUUAUCCCUUCUUUCUUUCCUUUUAUACACACACAUGCGCGUACAGUUAGUUUUAUAACAAAGAUCAUUAGCUACUGUUGGAAGCUUUCUUGAAAAGAUUUAAAAUAUGGGUUCCACAGCUGAAAGACGUCUCAGUUUGAUCCAGAAACAUGUUGCUCCGGUUGCAGAGGUGGAUCAGGAUUCUGUUGUUCAACCGAACCAGACUUCUGGUCUCUUUGUUCAAGGUCAAGGGUACAGUGUAGUUCUUCCAGAAAAAUUACAGACUGGAAAGUGGAAUGUUUACAGAUCUGCACGCUCCCCGCUGAAACUUCUUACCAGAUUCCCCGAGCAUCCUGAAAUUGGUACAUUGCAUGAUGUCUUUGUGCAUGCAGUUGAAACAUUUAGAGAUUACAAGUACCUGGGUACACGCAUUCGAGUAGAUGGAACUGUUGGGGAGUACAAAUGGAUGACGUAUGGAGAAGCAGACGCUGCUCGUGCAGCAAUAGGUUCAGGUCUUUGCGAAUAUGGAUUACCAAAAGGAGCUUGCGUAGGACUAUAUUUUAUUAACAGACCGGAGUGGCUCAUUGUGGAUCACAGUUGCUCAGCAUACUCAUAUAUCUCAGUCCCACUAUAUGAUACUCUUGGUCCUGAUGCUGUGAAGUAUAUUGUAAAUCAUGCUGAUCUUCAAGCUGUCUUUUGUGAGCCAAAGACAUUGAACACAUUAUUGAGCUUCUUAUCCAAUAUUCCAUCAGUACGCGUGAUAGUGGUGGUGGGUGGCAUAGAUGAAAACCUCCCCUCGCUACCAUCAGCAGUUGGUGUUAAGGUUGUAUCAUACUCGAAGCUACUGAGUCAGGGUCGUAGCAAUCUUCAACCAUUUUGCCCUCCUAAACCCGAGGAUGUCGCAACUAUAUGUUACACAAGCGGAACUACUGGAACACCAAAGGGGGUUGUUUUGACACAUGGAAACUUCGUCGCAAGUGUUGCUGGCAUGACUCGAUCACUUAAGUUCUUCACCUCGGAUAUAUAUAUAUCAUAUCUUCCACUGGCACACAUUUAUGAACGAACCAACCAGAUUCUAUCGAUGUACUACGGAGCUGCUGUUGGUUUCUACCAAGGGGACAAUUUGAAACUGAUGGAUGAUCUAGCCACUCUAAGGCCAACAGUAUUUUGCAGUGUCCCUCGUCUCUAUAACAGAAUUUAUUCUGGGAUUUUAAAUGCCGUAAACAGUUCUGGUGUUCUGCGGGAGAGACUUUUUAAUGCUGCCUAUAACUCCAAGAAGCAAGCCAUAAUGAGUGGGCGAAGGCCAUCAGCUUUGUGGGACAGACUAGUAUUUAAUAAAAUUAAGGCUAAAAUUGGGGGGCGAGUUCGUUUCAUGUGUUCCGGCGCUUCACCUUUGUCACCCGAUGUCAUGGAUUUUUUAAGGAUAUGUUUUGGCUGUCCAGUUAUUGAAGGCUAUGGCAUGACUGAGACCUCUUGCGCCAUUAGCACUUCGGAAGAAGGAGAUAACUUAUCUGGCCAUGUUGGUUCUCCUAGUCCUGCAUGUGAAGUAAAGCUCGUGGAUGUCCCCGAAAUGAAUUACACAUCCGAGGACCAGCCUUAUCCGCGAGGAGAAAUCUGUGUCAGAGGUCCCAACAUUUUUCAGGGUUACUUUAAAGAUGAAGUGCAAACGAGGGAAGUAUUUGAUGAUGACGGUUGGCUGCAUACUGGAGAUAUUGGAUUGUGGUUACCUGGAGGCCGGCUUAAGAUUAUUGACAGGAAAAAGAACAUAUUCAAGUUGGCGCAGGGUGAAUAUAUAGCACCAGAAAAAAUUGAGAAUGUUUAUGCCAAGUGCAAAUUUGUUGCUCAAUGUUUUAUAUAUGGUGACAGCCUGAACUCCAAUUUAGUAGCCGUGGUUUCAGUGGAGCCAGAUGUGCUAAAGGAUUGGGCUAUGUCCACAGGCAUCAUGUGCGAGGAUCUGGGACAAUUAUGCAAGGACCCAAGAGCAAGGGCUGCAGUUUUAGCUGACAUGGAUGCUGUUGCACAGGAAGCUCAGUUGAGAAAGUUCGAAUAUGCGAAGGCUGUAACAUUGGUACUGGAACCAUUUACUUUGGAAAACGGUCUUCUCACUCCAACAUUUAAGAUCAAGAGGCCUCAAGCAAAGGAAUACUUUUCCAAAGCAAUUUCGGACAUGUAUGCAGAACUAGAUGCAUCUGAUACAAAACAAGAGAAAUUUUAAGAACUAUCAAUUGAGACAUGCCUCAGAUGCUUUGUGCAAGUUCUACAGAUUCGGCAAUGCAUUUGUUCUGUUUUGAAGUCCUGCUGCAUAUAUGCUCACAUCUGACUUGUUUGAAGAAACUGAUUAAACUAGUUCAUUAUUAGAGCACCCUCUUGUUUACUGUCUGGAUUGGAAUAUUGUCAUUUCAUAAGUUAAGAUCUAGGAAAAUAUUAUGUGCCUGAGUAGAGAAUUGCCCAAAUCAGUGAAUUUUGGGACUACAGAUGUUUAAUCGAGUUAUGUUUAUUAGAUAAAUCAAAGAUAGAA
Daucus carota subsp. sativus is the source of this 2577-nucleotide messenger RNA. Its product is annotated as long chain acyl-CoA synthetase 6, peroxisomal. Gene Ontology annotation, cellular component: endoplasmic reticulum; membrane. The transcript has 24 exons. The record is from RefSeq and is a predicted model, not a curated record. Bases 187 to 2274 code for a protein of 695 amino acids. Gene Ontology annotation, biological process: fatty acid metabolic process. Lineage: Eukaryota; Viridiplantae; Streptophyta; Magnoliopsida; Apiales; Apiaceae. Gene Ontology annotation, molecular function: long-chain fatty acid-CoA ligase activity.